Messenger RNA from Prunus avium (sweet cherry), 860 nucleotides. RefSeq lists its product as uncharacterized. The record is from RefSeq and is a predicted model, not a curated record. Gene Ontology annotation, cellular component: membrane. Lineage: Eukaryota; Viridiplantae; Streptophyta; Magnoliopsida; Rosales; Rosaceae.
UUCUUCCUCAUUAAUGGUUUUCACAAUCGAUUUUUUCUUGAUCUAGUUAUUUGACUUUUUUUUUUUUCAAUGCCAACCUCGGAAUUAACCGCAUAUGUGAAAUGAAAUUGAUGCAUAUCCAAUCCCUGGAAAUUCUAGAUCGCAUGUGUGAAGUGAUAAGACCUUCAUAUGGGAUGCUAUCCCCAUUAGCAAAGCUUGAUACUAUCUCAGGUGCAGCUUUGCAGAUGCAGAGAGAAUUGCAAUGGUUUAAGGAGGUGGAGACUAUGGUAUUUCCCAGGAUCAGAGAAGCUUUAAAUGCGGAAUAUUUGACACCACGUGUUUUGUUUACCAAGAACCACAAGGACUUGGUGAAGGAAGGAGAAAAGUGGAUGAAAGAAACCGCAACAUCCUGUACAGUUGUAGGUGCUCUCAUUAUUACCAUCAUGUUUGCUUCAGUAUUUUCAGUUCCUGGUGGAAACAAUGGAGAAACAGGGCUUCCUAUAUUCUUGAAUAGAAAGUUAUUCAUGGUGUUUAUAGUUUCAGAUUCUAUAUCGCUCUUUUCUUCCACAACUUCUGUGUUGAUGUUUUUGGGAAUCCUUACAUCACGUUAUGCAGAAGAUGAUUUCCUCAAAUCUUUACCAACAAAGAUGAUAAUAGGUCUUUCCACCUUAUUCAUCUCUAUUGCCGCCAUGAUGGUUGCCUUCUCUUCUGCCCUUUUCAUUAUGAUCCAUGAACAAUUGUGGAUUGUUAUUCCAAUCAUUUUCCUCGCUAGUGUUCCAAUCACCUUAUUUAUUUGGAUGCAAUUUCCUCUUCUCGUUGAGAUUUUUAUUUCUACUUAUGGAAGCGGAAUAUUUGAUAGGAAAGUGAAACAAUGGACAUAA